CUAACAACAGCUACGCAGAGCCUGAGAUAGAGAGAGAGAGUACAAAUCUGAAAACUGAAAAUUAUUUCAACAUGGAGACUGAAUCUUUAAAUCGUAAAAAUUCUUCACGAAAAAAUUCCGUUGUCAAUGGAAAUGGCGAGACAACGGCCAAACCGGAAAGUGGUGAUGGCGAUGGCGAAGUUACUCUUAAGGCCAAAAUGAGUUUACUUAAUGGUUGCACUGUAAUUGUGGGUUCCAUCAUUGGAUCGGGUAUUUUUGUCUCGCCCACAGGUGUCCUCAUGAAUACCGGCAGUGUUAAUAUGGCUUUAAUUGUCUGGGUGGCAUCGGGUCUAUUUUCAAUGGUUGGUGCCUACUGCUAUGCCGAAUUGGGUACAAUGAUUACAAAAUCUGGUGCAGAUUAUGCAUAUAUUAUGGAAACAUUUGGUCCAUUUAUGGCUUUCAUACGUCUGUGGAUAGAGUGUAUGAUAGUACGUCCAUGUUCACAAGCCAUUGUUGCUCUAACAUUCAGUGUGUACGUAUUGAAACCCUUCUUCCCCGAGUGUACACCACCCGAUGAUGCAUCGAGAUUAUUGGCGGUAUGCUGCAUAUGUGUCUUAACAUUUGUUAACUGUUGGGAUGUUAAAUGGGCUACCGCUGUGCAAGAUAUCUUCACAUAUGCCAAACUUUUGGCCUUGUUUAUCAUCAUUGCAUCUGGUCUAUAUCAAUUGUAUAUGGGACAUACCGAAUACUUUACAUUCGAGAAUACAGAUACUAGAGUUACAUCACUGGCAUUAUCAUUUUAUUCCGGGCUGUUUGCGUAUAACGGAUGGAACUAUUUGAAUUUUAUCAUUGAGGAACUUAAGGAUCCCGUAAAGAAUUUACCACGUGCUAUUGCCAUUUCAUGUACCCUUGUUACCGUUGUCUAUGUCUUGGCUAAUGUCUCCUUUUAUACCCUGCUGUCGCCUGAAGAAGUUUUAGGUUCUCAAGCUGUAGCUGUAACCUAUGCUGAGAGAGCUUUUGGUGUAAUUGCUUGGACCAUUCCCGUUUUUGUGGCCCUGUCCACCUUUGGAGCUGUUAAUGGUAUUUUAUUGACCUCAUCACGUUUAUUCUAUGCUGGUGCCAAUGAGGGUCAAAUGCCUGAAAUUUUAACUAUGAUUCAAAUCCAACGUUUCACACCCACUCCUGCAGUAUUGGCCAUGGCCUUGUUGUCCAUGUUGUACUUGACGGUAUCGGACAUUUUCGCCUUGAUCAAUUAUGUUGGUUUCGCCACUUGGUUAAGUAUUGGUGUUGCUGUCUUAUGUUUGCCCUGGUUGCGUUGGGCUCAACCCAAUCUACCCCGUCCAAUCCGCGUUCCCUUGGUCUUCCCUAUUGUCUACUUGCUUGCCACUAUUUUCGUGACCGUUGUACCCAUGUAUGCCAGCCCCGUUGAAACUGGCAUUGGUAUUCUAAUGAUCCUGACCAGUAUACCCGUAUAUUUGGUAUUUGUUGCGUGGAAAACUAAACCCAUCUGGUUCCAAAAAACUAUGGGUGGAUUUACUCAAGCUUUACAAAAAACGAUGAUGGUUGUCCGACCCAAAAGUUCCUCAAAGUAAGUCUCACCAGGUUUUUGCAGAAAGUUCUAAUGGUUCUUGGCAAGACUAAACCAGCUCAGGUGUAAAACAAAACAAAAUAAUUCAAAAAAAAAAGAAGAAUCCAAAAAAAAGAGAAAAACUGCUUUGAAAUAUAAACAAAAUGGCAUUUAAAGAUUUUUAUGUUAACGAAAAGUAUAUUUAAAAAAACAACAACACAUUGUUUAAGGCUUAUUAUUUUGUGUAUGAUUUAAAAUUUAAGUUUUUAUAGUUGUAGUAAAGUAACAAAAGAAAAAACCCUCAAACAAUAAACCCAGUUCCAUGACCCUUAAGCCCCUCAGUUGUUUAAGUUAAACAAAUAACUUGAUUUUAUAAGUAUAAGUUUAUUUUUUAAACUUGGAGAAAAGUGAAUGAAACCAGCAAGUGAUUUGAAGUAGUUAAUAAAGAAACUAAAUAUAAAUGAAUAUAUUUUUGAAUAAACUGCCACUAUUUUAAACAAUUCAUGAGAAAAAUAAAUAAACAUUUAAAAAUCCCUCAGCGAGAUAGUUGUAAUCAAUCAAUAGAAGGAGAACAUAUGUAUUUUAUUUUAGUUCAUUCCAAUUGAAUUUAUUUUUGAAACAUUGCAAAACACCCACACACACACACAUAUCCUUAAUAAAAGAACCGAGUUACCUUUAUGAAAAUGAUGAUUAUGAAAUAUAUUAGUUAUUGUUUAAUUCAUUAGAAAUCAAUUAUUAUUACUCUUCUAAUUACCUACAAAUGUAAUAAAUGUAUUAAAUUGUUAAACAAACAAACAAAAAAUAAAAAAAAUUCAUAAUUUUGAGAUUAUAUUUAAUCAAAAUAAAACAUAAUAAAUAAUUAUAAAAAUAUAAAGGAAUGCUAAAGUUAUGGGCAAAAUAAACUCUUUCAGAAAGCAACUUAUGGUAAUAAAAUGUUAAUAAAGGUUCCUGUACUUCCAAUAUUUAACAAAUAAAUAAAAAAUACCUUUAAAUCUUUAAUAACAUUUGUUGUUUUGUGGAGUUUUAUAAAUCCUAGAACUAAGUUUUCCCCACUCAAUUAUUAGUAUCUAUUGCGUUACGUUACGUUGCUUGGCAUUUUAUGUAAAUGUUUUCUUUUUUUUAUAAAAACCAAAAUAAAUAUUAAAAAAAUAUAUUAUUAUUAAAUGUGAAUUUAUUAUUAAAUCAUAACAAGCUUUUUUGUAAAGCUUUUCAUAGAAAGCAUUUGUAUUGAGUUUUUAAAUUUAUUUAUUUAUGUAUUGUAUUAUGUAAAAUCAUAAAUUACUACUCGUAUUGUAUGGGAAAAUAAGAAUUGUUGACAAUAAUAUAAUUAUUACUUACUCCUCUAUCUAUAUAUAAAUUGUAUUAUAUACUCAAAAAAUAAUAAAUGAAUUUAAAAGAAAAAAAAAAACAUAAAAACGAAAGUAUAAUAUUGUAAUUUAUUGUAUGCAGCAUAAUUCUGUUUAUCAUUUCUAAUAGUUUUUCUAUUUUUAUUUCCAUUUUUAAACUGUAUACCGAAAUUAUUAUAAUUUGAUUUAAUCAAAUGCAUAUUUAUAAAUGUAUUAAGUUGAUGAUCAUUUAUUUGAAAGAAACAAUAAAUUAAUAGACCAAAAAAAUAUAAA
Messenger RNA from Calliphora vicina (urban bluebottle blowfly), 3165 nucleotides. Its product is annotated as Y+L amino acid transporter 2. Gene Ontology annotation, biological process: amino acid transmembrane transport. Gene Ontology annotation, cellular component: membrane. The record is from RefSeq and is a predicted model, not a curated record. Gene Ontology annotation, molecular function: L-amino acid transmembrane transporter activity. Bases 72 to 1571 code for a protein of 499 amino acids. Lineage: Eukaryota; Metazoa; Arthropoda; Insecta; Diptera; Calliphoridae. The transcript has 9 exons.